Cryptomeria japonica (Japanese cedar) is the source of this 593-nucleotide messenger RNA. RefSeq lists its product as uncharacterized. Bases 53 to 403 code for a protein of 116 amino acids. The record is from RefSeq and is a predicted model, not a curated record. Lineage: Eukaryota; Viridiplantae; Streptophyta; Pinopsida; Cupressales; Cupressaceae. The transcript has a single exon.
UGUCAUUAGUUUUUCAAGUCGCGAGUUGGAGAUCUCUUUGGAGGUGCUUGAAAUGGCUGAAAUCUCUCAUAGGAUACACAACAGAAAUGGCAAGGAAGAAGAAGAAAUGGGAUUGGAGGGGCAUUUUCACAGGCUAAUCCGUAUGUUAGAAGAUGUAGAAGAUGAACCAAAUGUCACCGAUGAGGAGCUCCUCUGUGGCGUGAUGAAAAGCUUGGAACAAGAGAUCACUUCUUGUUGGUCUACUGAUAAUGAAACAUCUGUGGAGGCUGAUAUUCGAUCUCUUGACGUCGAGGAGUCAGGGAAUGAAAUGGGUUUUCCGUUUAUUGCAAUGGAUGAUGAUCUGGACAUCCCACCGAGCCCCUUUCUGAUGGAAUUGCCUCCUUAUUCUACUGGUGCUCAGUAAAUCUUAUCAGAGGUGUGGUGUUUCCAAGAUUAAGAUUAUAUUGACUCUUAACUUGAUGGUUAGUGAGAAUAUUAAUGACGAUGGGCAGGCAGGAAAAAGAUUUCAUAGUUGUAACUUGUGAUGGUUUCAUUUGAGAUCUUCAAAUGAGAUUCCAAGACGCACAGAACUAUUUGUGCCAUUUAAAGCUGUA